This is a messenger RNA of Yamadazyma jaroonii, 1149 nucleotides long. The record is from the annotation of a GenBank genome assembly. NCBI's taxonomy places the organism in Eukaryota, Fungi, Ascomycota, Pichiomycetes, Serinales, Debaryomycetaceae.
AUGUUCAAGAGGUGUUUGAGCUACCGCAAAAACUACUUCAGUCACAAUUUAGUACAUAAUGAAGUAUUCCGACGUAGGGUGAAUGAAUUCAAUAGAGGUACAGACAAACUAUCGCCUAAUCAAAAAUCCCUACUAUUAAUAGAUUGUAUAAGGGCAGGUAGGACAUUGCAGCUAAAGAAACGUCCUACGAUGGAGAUUCUCGACAUAGAAUCAUCGUCGAAUCAACAAUUGGAGACCUUGAUCUCGGACACCUUAAUUAACAAUCAGCCCUACUUGAAUGAUGAUGUUAUAAGGACGUACCUUUUGACGUAUCCUAGACCAGUCACGGCCUCCAACAUAAUUACUCUUAUUGAGAGUGAGUUCCAAAGAAAACUACAAAAUAACAUAAUAGAUAACUCCAUCAUAAGAUUAGGUGUUAAUAGGUUUCUAGAGAUGAAUGAUUAUAUGAAUUGUUUCAACGUUUUCGAUAGAACUUUUCGAAGUUCCCAAUACCAGAGAUUGAUAACCAAUCAAAUACGACGCCUGAUUGCAUAUUUUACUACCAGCAUCGGUGGAAUAGUAGGUUUAUUAACAAUGUGUGAGGUUCCGUUCGAAAUUUCUCUACCAUUGACAUUGAUUUCGGGUUUAGGAACGGCUUUCACAUAUUUAAAUGUCAAAUAUCCAAGAAAAGUAGGUAGAUUAAGUUGGAGAUUUUCAAACAGCUUACUGUAUAAUAUUUCGAAUAGCCAGGAGUUGUUUUUUCUUAACAGAAUAAUCAACUAUUUUGAGGAAUAUAACGAAAUCAAUUUACUCAAUUAUCACCAUAGUAAAGUACGAAAUUUUAAUGACAUAAAAGUGAAUAAAUUGGAUGAUUUUAUCAUUGAAGAACCCGAGGAUCCUAACCAGUACUUCAUCACUAAUCCCAGAUUAUCUGAAAUGUAUGUAUAUUUCAAAGAUCAAUUGAAACAUAGGAAAGUAGCCAUAGGUGAUUUACCCCAAGAAUUAGCUUUCAUGGAAUAUUGGCAGUACAACGAAAACUUUGAAUGGGUAGAACCUGACCAAGAUCCCGCUGAAUUGAUGAGCUUUCAAAUACACCAUUCAAAUUUGAUCCAGCCUCCUUUAGUGUCACAAAUUCCUUUCCAGAGUCUGUCGAAAGUCAUCACCCCAUAA